AUGCCCUAUAGCGAGCUGAAAAAGAGAACUAUUGAGAGGAGGAAAUAUGUACUCCAAUCCACCAAGCCCCAAACCCUAGCAUACGGACUAGUCAAUUUACUAGUUGCGCUUCUAGGCUGGAUAUACGAGAAACUACACGAUUGGUCUGAUGAGUAUCCAUGGACAAAUGACGAAAUUCUAACCUGGGACCAGGAGCUCCUCAGAGAAUCUACUAUGAAACCACCCAUGCACACGCCAGAGGAUAAGGAAUGUACGGUUGGAAAAUUACAGCAAUGGACAGCAGAUGUGAAAUUGGGUCUGGCAUACAAUCCAAAGGAUUUGGAAAAUGUUCCAAAGCUAUGGGGAAGGACGCUUGGAAAUGUGGGCUGUGAAUCUCACCGAUUUGAUAGACAUUUCUACUCUCAUGAGAAACCGGAUCUCUUGGUGCGGGACUUGAGAGCUAUGUUUGGAAAAGGAGGAGGAGCUUUUAGUAUGGUAAAUGGAAGGGAUGGAUAUUGA
Molecule: messenger RNA, 498 nt
Organism: Botrytis porri
Lineage: Eukaryota; Fungi; Ascomycota; Leotiomycetes; Helotiales; Sclerotiniaceae
Exons: 4
Coding region: 1-498 (165 amino acids)
Biological process (GO): epoxide metabolic process
Molecular function (GO): epoxide hydrolase activity
Source: RefSeq, a predicted model, not a curated record